This is a messenger RNA of Coniosporium apollinis CBS 100218, 600 nucleotides long. RefSeq lists its product as uncharacterized. NCBI's taxonomy places the organism in Eukaryota, Fungi, Ascomycota, Dothideomycetes. The record is from RefSeq and is a predicted model, not a curated record. The transcript is spliced from 5 exons. Gene Ontology annotation, molecular function: RNA binding. Bases 1 to 600 code for a protein of 199 amino acids.
AUGUCCGACACGGAAGCACACAGAGAGGAUGAGCAUCAUGGCGGGCACGACGAGGACGGGAACGAUGAGGAAGAGAUAAUAGCAAUGAAGCGGCGCGUUCAAGAGAUGGAAGCUGAAGCGGCGAAGCUACGCGAGAUGCAAGCGACGCUCGACCAGCAGACCAGCGACCUGCGCGAGAACAAGGAGGAUAUCGACGCACGGAGCAUAUUCGUCGGAAACGUCGACUACGGCGCGUCGCCGGAGGAAAUCCAGGCGCACUUCCAGAGCUGCGGCUCCAUCAACCGCGUUACUAUCUUGUUGGACAAGUUCACGGGGCACCCAAAGGGGUAUGCGUAUGUGGAGUUCACAGAGCCGAGUUUGGUUGGCCAGGCGCUGGUGCUCAAUGAGAGCGUCUUUCGCGGCAGGAACCUGAAGGUUGUGCCGAAGCGGACCAAUCUUCCUGGCCUGACGAGGGGUCGUGGCCGCGGUGGUCCUCCGCGCGGCGGUCGAGGAGGCUCGCACUAUGGCGGUCGUGGCGGCUACGGACCACCUCCGUACGCGCCACGCGGCGGUUACCGUGGCGGCUACCGCUCGCGUGGUCGCGGCUACGCACCUUAUUGA